Molecule: messenger RNA, 765 nt
Organism: Meloidogyne enterolobii
Lineage: Eukaryota; Metazoa; Nematoda; Chromadorea; Rhabditida; Meloidogynidae
Source: the annotation of a GenBank genome assembly
AUGAUACUUUCUGCAUUUACAAUGAUAUUUUGUUUACUUGUCACAAGACAAAAGCCAUCAACACCCCCUUCAGCUUCUUCAGAUUGUGAUAAACCAGAAUUUUCUAACGGACUCUUCCUUUUAUUUAAUUCUCGUACUUUUCUUAUUCAAACACUUACUUUUGGAAUGGCUUUUGCUCUUCAAUGGUCAAUCUUCUUUACUGCUUCCAAACAACUUGUAGUUUUAGGUUUUGACAACAAUAAAAUAAAUUCUGGCGACCUUCUAGCUUCUUCUUCUUUUGCUGGCACUCUUUCUACUAUUUUUGGUGGUUGGAUAGUUGACCGUACUAAAAAAUUUAAUGAAUUUAUUAAAUGUUCAUAUAUUGGAAUUGCCAUUACUGCAACUUCAUUGAAUUUUUUAUUGCGCAAUCCUUUAAUAUUCGAUAGAAUAUUUGUAUUAAUUGCUUUGUUUAUAUUUUUUACAAUAUUGGGAAUAUUUACUAUUCCUGUUUUCCCAAUAAGUCUUGAAUUAGGAGUAGAAAGUACAUUUCCAGUUGCAGAAGCUUCUUCCUCUGGAAUACUUGUUAUUGCUGGACAACUACAACUAUUUUUGCUAACUUUUACUAUGCAGUCCUUAGAAUCUGUCGAUUGGAUAUACGGAGAUAAAAGAAAUUAUAAAUUGGCAAUUGAUUUCUGGACAUUGAGUGCAGUAUUAGGAGCUAUCUUUUCGUUUUUACUUCUACGACCGAGGUUUGAAAUUUAUUUUGAUUCUAAAAUUAUUUUUUAA